This is a messenger RNA of Notodromas monacha, 321 nucleotides long. The record is from the annotation of a GenBank genome assembly. Lineage: Eukaryota; Metazoa; Arthropoda; Ostracoda; Podocopida; Cyprididae.
UUUUUGUUGCCCGAUGGCGGCCGAGUGGCGACCUGGACGCUGCUGAGUCACGUGGCGUGUCUCUUGGUGGCGAUUUCCCUGUUGACCUGGUUGCAGAUCGGGGGAUCUCUGGAGGAUGAAGUGGCGUGUGUUGUUGUCGCUUGCGUCAUGUACUACUCGUUUCUCUCGGCCUUCCUCUGGCUCAACGUCAUGAGUUUCGACAUCUGGUACACACUGAGGCAACCCAAAAGAUACGAUCAGACGCGUGACGCGUCGUCCAAUGCAUACGAUUUCUCCGGAAACUUACUAGCAUUUUUGUAUUCAGAAGGGAACCGUGGCUAA